Molecule: messenger RNA, 3736 nt
Organism: Myotis brandtii (Brandt's bat)
Lineage: Eukaryota; Metazoa; Chordata; Mammalia; Chiroptera; Vespertilionidae
Gene: SEL1L
Product: sel-1 suppressor of lin-12-like (C. elegans)
Exons: 23
Coding region: 1-2433 (810 amino acids)
Biological process (GO): ERAD pathway
Cellular component (GO): endoplasmic reticulum membrane
Molecular function (GO): protein binding
Source: RefSeq, a predicted model, not a curated record
AUGCCCCUUCUAGGCCACUUCCUGCAGAAGCGCUUCCGGGGUGAGGAGGUGAAACUCAUCAAGAAGAUGAGCGACACCUGUCUGACCGCCCUGGGCUGGCUUGCUCGGCGCUCGUCGGAUGAUGAAAGCGGCCAGGAUGAAUCCUUAGAUUCCAAGACUUCUUUGCCAUCAGAUGAGCCGGUAAAGGACCACAGCACAGCAGGCAGAGUAGUCGCUGGUCAGAUAUUUCUUGAUUCAGAAGAGUCAGAAUUAGAAUCACCUAUUCAGGAGGAGGAAGACAGCCUCAGGAGCCAAGAAGGGGAAAGUGGCACCGAGGAAAUCAGCUUUCUAGAAUCUUCAAAUCCAGAAAACAAAGAUUAUGAAGAACCAACGAAAGUACGGAAACCAGCUUUGACCGCCAUUGAAGGCACAGCACAUGGAGAGCCCUGCCACUUCCCUUUUCUUUUCCUGGAUAAGGAAUAUGAUGAGUGUACGUCAGAUGGGAGGGAAGAUGGCAGACUGUGGUGUGCUACAACCUAUGACUACAAGGCAGAUGAAAAGUGGGGCUUUUGUGAAACUGAAGAAGAGGCCACUAAAAGACGGCAAAUGCAGGAAGCAGAAGUGAUGUACCAGACUGGGAUGAAAAUCCUCAAUGGAAGCAAUAAGAAAAGCCAAAAAAGAGAAGCAUAUCGGUAUCUUCAAAAGGCAGCAAGCAUGAACCAUACCAAGGCCCUGGAGAGAGUGUCAUAUGCUCUUUUGUUUGGUGAUUACCUGACACAGAACCUUCAGACAGCUAAAGAGAUGUUUGAGAAGCUGACUGAGGAAGGCUCUCCCAAGGGGCAGACUGCUCUUGGCUUUCUCUACGCCUCUGGACUUGGUGUUAAUUCAAGUCAGGCAAAGGCCCUUGUUUAUUAUACUUUUGGAGCUCUUGGGGGCAACCUAAUAGCCCACAUGAUUUUGGGCUACCGCUACUGGGCUGGCAUCGGGGUCCUCCAGAGUUGUGAAUCCGCACUGACUCAUUACCGUCUUGUGGCCAACCAUGUUGCUAGUGAUAUCUCGCUGACAGGAGGCUCAGUAGUGCAGAGAAUACGGCUGCCAGAUGAGGUGGAAAAUCCAGGAAUGAACAGUGGAAUGCUAGAAGAAGAUUUGAUUCAGUAUUACCAGUUCCUAGCUGAAAAGGGUGAUGUACAAGCACAGGUCGGUCUGGGACAACUGCACCUGCACGGAGGGCGUGGAGUAGAACAGAACCAUCAGAGAGCGUUUGACUACUUCAAUUUAGCAGCGAAUGCUGGCAACUCACAUGCGAUGGCCUUCUUGGGAAAGAUGUACUCAGAGGGAAGUGAUAUUGUGCCUCAGAGUAAUGAGACAGCCCUUCACUACUUUAAGAAAGCUGCUGACAUGGGCAACCCAGUUGGACAGAGUGGGCUUGGAAUGGCUUACCUCUACGGGAGAGGAGUUCAAGUUAAUUAUGAUCUGGCACUGAAGUAUUUCCAGAAAGCUGCUGAGCAAGGCUGGGUGGAUGGGCAACUACAGCUUGGCUCCAUGUACUAUAAUGGCAUUGGAGUCAAGAGGGAUUAUAAACAGGCCUUGAAGUAUUUUAACUUAGCUUCUCAGGGAGGCCAUAUCCUGGCUUUCUAUAACCUAGCACAGAUGCACGCCAGCGGCACAGGUGUGAUGCGAUCCUGCCACAAUGCAGUGGAGCUGUUUAAGAAUGUGUGUGAACGGGGCCGCUGGUCCGAGAGGCUUAUGACUGCUUAUAACAGCUAUAAAGACGGCGAUUACAACGCCGCCGUGAUCCAGUACCUCCUGCUGGCCGAACAGGGCUAUGAAGUGGCACAGAGCAACGCUGCCUUCAUCCUUGACCAGAGAGAAGCCACCAUUGUAGGUGAGAAUGAAACCUACCCCAGAGCUUUGCUCCACUGGAACAGGGCUGCCUCGCAAGGCUAUACUGUGGCUAGAAUUAAGCUUGGAGACUACCAUUUCUAUGGAUUUGGCACCGAUGUGGAUUACGAGACUGCAUUUAUUCAUUAUCGUCUAGCAUCUGAGCAGCAACACAGCGCACAGGCUAUGUUUAAUCUGGGAUAUAUGCAUGAGAAAGGACUAGGCAUUAAACAGGAUAUUCACCUUGCAAAGCGUUUUUAUGACAUGGCAGCUGAAGCCAGCCCAGAUGCACAAGUACCAGUCUUCCUAGCGCUCUGCAAAUUGGGCGUCGUCUAUUUCUUGCAGUACAUACGGGAAACAAAUAUUCGAGAUGUAUUUACCCAAGUUGAUAUGGACCAGCUUUUGGGACCUGAGUGGGACCUUUACCUCAUGACUAUCAUCGCGUUGCUGCUGGGAACAGUCAUAGCUUACAGGCAGAGGCAGCACCAAGACAUGCCCGGCCCCAGGCCCCCCGGGCCACGGCCAGCACCACCACAGCAGGAGGCGCCACCGGAGCAGCAGCCGCCACAGUAAUGGCUGCGCCCAGCCUUGAUCAAUGACAACUGAGGGAAUCCUUUGCAGAGAACACCUGCGUUUGAUCUGGGACUCUGGCUCCGUGGCCACCUCCUGGAAGAGGCACAAGGAAGCAUUGAAUUCCUACAGCUGCUUAGAAUCUGAUGCCUUUAUUUUCAGGGAUAAGUAACUCUUACCUAAACUGAGUUGAAUUUCAGUGCCGUUUGGAAUAACAACUCUCAGUGGCUUUCCUUUUUUUGGUUUGUUCUGGAAACAUACGUGAGACCCUCAAAGUAAUGUCUACUGUAUCCAGCUCUCUUGGGUCCUUUUGGUCAUUCUCUCAAUGUGCAUAAGUUCUCCGAUCAACCAUCUUCAAGGUCUUAUGCAUCGACACUAAAAACUGAUGUGUGAAAAGGAAAACCCAGUUACUCGCAAGUUUAACCUUAAUAUAUUUGAAAGUCUGGAAAUAGAACUUGCCUUUAACGUAAAAAAAAAAAAAGGCUUCAAAGUGUUUCAGAAUGGCCAUAGCAGAAACUUCUGCCAAUCCACAUGCAAGUACCACGUAUUCAGCACAUUUGUUACUUUAUAAAAGGGAAGGAAGGGAGGUUUCUGACUGCUGGUGAUUGUCAUAUUUUAUACCACACUUCUCUCCUUCAGAGACUGAAAGGCCUUGUUAGCGUUAUGUGUGAAUUUCAUUUCUUUGGAAUGGAAUAUCUAUAAAACAUUGUGAACUGAUUCCUUGAGCUAACACAUGCGUUUGCCCCACCUACUUAAUGUAAUUUGCUUGUUUUAAGUACGCAGAGCCUUGAUCUGGAAGCCAGAGGAUGGACUAAGUGGGAGAAAUUAGAAAGCAAUAUUAUAGAACCCUGCAUGGGGUGCUAAGACCAUAGACAUCCUUCCCCGAAAGUUGACCCAAUAGUUCCCAGGGCUUAUUUAGUUUGCAUUUCUUAUUGCAAAGGAACAGGUCACCCUCCUGAAUUCUCUUAAGUAUAAAAUACUGCAAAGGUACGGCAUAUGUUGACUACCAUGAUAAUACUAAGGCUGAGACAGGAUCUAGGGUGCAUGAAACUCAGUGGUCGAGGACAGCCAAAGCCUGUUCACACUGUUCAGGUGGAUUUUCACUUUUGCCGUUUUAUGUGACAGUGGAAAAUGAGCCACAUGCUCAGCUGUCAUAUUCAUCACCCUCCCACUGUGAACACUAGGAAAAGAAGGCUAUUCCACUCGAGAAUUGUCUGAUUAAAUUGUAUAGGAAACAACAGUGAAGAAAGCUUGCAAACUUCACAUAUCUUGCAAAUGAAAAAAUUAAACAGUUUGUAUUUCUUUC